AUGACGGAUAACGAGUAUAAUUCGUCGGGAAACGAGUACCGACAGUCGGAAACAAGUUUUUCCGGCUUUUCCGAGGUUCAUUUAGAAGAUUAUGGCGGUGAUGGAAUUGAUUACAGCGAUUGGUUUAAGCUAGAUCAUGAGUUUGAUAGUGAUGUUGAAGCAAUUACUUGGGCUAAGAGUACUGCUAUAAAGAUUGGAUUUGAAUUAGUCAUUUCGUCACAUAAGAACGAGGGGAAAAAGAAGCUUCUACGAUGUGCUCGGGGUGAGCGUUACAGAGGUUCAUUCACAGAUUCUGAUUCCUUCGUACGGAAAAAUACGAAGACAAAAGCGUGUAAGUGCAAAUUUAAAAUUAUUGUCAAAUUAGGAAAGACUGCAUGGUUUAUACUUACAGAUCCUGGUAUUUCGAGUACACACAACUAUGCUCUAGCUGUGUAUCCUGAAGGAUACCGUCAGAUGAGUGGGCUGAGUGGCGAGGCGAAAGAAAUUGUGCGAGAUAUGAGUGCGGCACAAGCGAAGCCGUGUUCUAUCAUGGCAGCUUUAAAAGAAAAAGUACCAUCUGACAACCCUACAAUAAAGCAAGUGUACAACUAUAGAGAGACUUUGAGAAAGUCUAGCUUUGAGGGUAGAGAUGUGGUUGGGCAAUUUUAUCACAUGGCUCAGCAAAAUGAUUAUGUACACUGGACUCUUGCUGAGGAGGAUACAGGUGUGUUGACCCAUAUUUUCAUGGCUCAUCCUGAUUCAGUGAGACUACUUCGUACGUACUACUGGAUCAUCGGCAUGGACUCCACGUACAAGACGAACAAGUACAAGCUGCCUUUUUUUGAGAUUAUUGGAAUGACUCCUUGCAACAAGAACUUCAUAAUUGCAUAUGCAAUUAUGAAGGAUGAGACUGAAGGGAGCUACAGAUGGGUAUUGGAGAGACUGAGGUGCUUAAUUGGGGAACAUAUUCAUCCGAGCGCUAUUCUUACUGGUCGAGAAUUGGGGCUUAUGAGACUAGUGUCAGAGGACGUAGAAGAUAGAGUGUACAGAAUUAGUGGGAAAAACCAAGAGUUUGCUGAAAUUUUCAAGAAUAGUACAUGGAAGAAAAUUAUCAUAGCGCCAACUUUUGAUCAAUAUAACAUAGCUGUGGAGCACUUCAGAGAUCGGUUUAAAGGUUUUCCAGGGUUGAUACAGUACAUUGAGGGGACUUGGCUGGGACACAGAAAGAACACCGGUGCUCUGGACACAGUCUGGACGAAGGUCGACAAAGUUAUACAGUCGCAGCUGACAGAUAUCCGCAAAACACUUGAGGACUCCAGACGGACUAUUGGCGUACAUCGACGCGGUUUUCCAUUUGAUAAGCUCUCAUUCAGAGUGUCGCAUUACUGUCUCGAUUUAAUAUCGAAAGAACUAAGGCGUAUGCGAGAAUUGAGUACCGAUGUCUACGAUCGCUGUGGUUGUGUGGUUAGAUCAACACAUCCGAUCCCCUGUGCAUGUGAGCUGCGAGCGGUGGUCGAUUCAGGUAACCCGAUCAGCCUUGACAGUAUACACCCGUUUUGGACGAAACUUGUUAUUCUCGGCGAUGGGCUGGACACAUCUGCGCAACCCGAUUUUGCUGGUUUUCAGACUGAGGAACAUCAGUAUUUUCACGAGGUCGUCGACGAGGUCAUGACUAAGGAUCCUUCAGUGUUGCGUGAUAUUUCUCGUAUUGUUCGAGAGCGACUUCACCCCGAAGACUUAGGCUACAUGGAACCAGAAGUGAAAACAAAUGUCAGAGGUCGACCAAAGGGGAGCAAAUCAACGAAGCGGGAUCCGAGUCGUCAUGAGUACAAGGACCGUGUACCUGGUCGUCCUAAAUCUUCCAAAGCUCAGAAAAAUCGUACAUCCGCGUCAGCUGGUUUGCAAAAUGCGGAGGUUAUUCCAGGAUUCCAUUUACCAUUCGUUGACGAGAUUGUGGACGUGCGUGGAGACGGCAACUGUGGAUUUCGCGUGGUGGCAGACCACAUAUAUGGUGACGAGGAGAUGUGGGGAAUGACUAGAACGAACAUUGCAAACGAAAUCUCCGCCCACCCUUAUCGAUACGAGGGUAUUUGCAUUGAUGGGUUGCAAGCGGCCAUUACACGUAUUAGUUGGGAAGGGGGAGAGUGUGGCCCUCGCAACUGGAUGCAGGUAUUGGAUGACUUGUUCCCUAUUGCCACUAUCUUCAAUGUAGCUGUUAUUUACAUACAAGGCGGGACGCUACAACAGACGCGGUUCUCUUCGUUUACUGUUCUGCCUUUGCAUUCCUCUGAGGUUCACUCACGACCAUCGAAGGAGAUAGUGAUAUUGUAUAUUAGUGGACGCGCUCAUUUUGUUAGGUUGAAUUUACAGGAUAAUUUUCCUGUCCCACCAAUUCCCACCCUGUGGUUCCAGCACAGGGACCAUACUGUUCAGUCUUGGCAUACUUUAUAUGCUAAUAGGAGAGAGCAAUGGGAUAGUUUGAUAGGUAUGGCAGAUUGA
Mercurialis annua (annual mercury) is the source of this 2478-nucleotide messenger RNA. RefSeq lists its product as uncharacterized. NCBI's taxonomy places the organism in Eukaryota, Viridiplantae, Streptophyta, Magnoliopsida, Malpighiales, Euphorbiaceae. The record is from RefSeq and is a predicted model, not a curated record. The coding region runs from base 1 to 2478 and encodes 825 amino acids. The transcript is spliced from 9 exons. Gene Ontology annotation, biological process: regulation of DNA-templated transcription.